AUGAACAAUUUGCUCUCCAAACUCCUCAACAAAGCAGUGGUGAAUAGAAGUAUUAGCUCUCACCCUAUGUGCAGUGUUGUCAACCUCACGCACCUAAGCUUCGCCGACGAUAUUGUUGUUUUUACUGAUGGGUCACCUGCUUCACUCAAUGGAAUUCUGGCAGUGUUUCAGGAAUUUGCUCGAAUGUCUAGACUGCGGAUAACUAUGGCCAAAUCUACUGUCUUUGCAGCGGGAAGAGGUAAACUGGUCCUGGAAGCUGCUGCAGGAGCAGCUGGCCUCUCAGUAUCAGCUCUUCCAAUUUACUUGGGUCUGCCUCUCACAACAAAGACAAUGAUACACAAUGAUUAUGAGCCUCUACUGGUGAAGAUUCAGAAUAGGUUACUGAUUUCUGAGUCUCUGUGGGGUAAGUGGGUAAGGCAACUCUGUUGCGAGAUGUCUCCUUUUGGGACGCUAGGGAGGGCUCAACAGUGCACUCUGAAAAAACGGGAAGAUGAGUAUGGAAGAGAUUUCUCUGCUUCAGCAACAUGGGAACUGAUUUGUACUAGACGACCUACUGUCCCCUGGAGUAAGCUCGUGUGGUUUGCACAGGGAGUCCCAAGGUAUUCGUUUAUAACUUGGUUGGCAAUCAGAGAUCGGUUAUCUACGGGUAGCAGAAUGAGAGCUUGGGGACAGGUUCAGUGUUGUUUGUUAUGUGGGGAACCGGAUGAAACUCGUGAUCACCUGUUUUUCGCUUGCCCAUACACAUACACCCUUUGGCUACAAGUGAUUGACUCACUCUUGCAGCCAGCUCCAUCUCCGUAA
Brassica napus (rape) is the source of this 801-nucleotide messenger RNA. RefSeq lists its product as uncharacterized. The transcript is spliced from 3 exons. The coding region runs from base 1 to 801 and encodes 266 amino acids. NCBI's taxonomy places the organism in Eukaryota, Viridiplantae, Streptophyta, Magnoliopsida, Brassicales, Brassicaceae. The record is from RefSeq and is a predicted model, not a curated record.